AUGGGCGCGGGCACCACGGGGUCCGACGACGCCGAGGCGCUGGACGCAGUGAUGGGCACGCUGCUGGCCGUACUGGUGCUGGUGGUGGUCAAGGCGGCCGUGGACGUGCUGCGGCGGCGGCGAGCGCACGCGACCGUCCUGGUGGUGGGCGCAGGGCCGGUGGGGCUGACCGCGGCUCUCGUCGCUGUCCGCUCGAGCCGGGUGCUGAAGCUGACCGUGCUGGACGCGUGCGCGCGGGGUCCGCUGCUGGGGCGCCCGCAGCAGAUUGCGCUGGACCCCCGCAGCGUCCGCUUCCUCCAGCCGCUGGGAGUGGACUUCGACAACAUGGAAGGCUGCUGGCGCAAUGGCCAAUUCUUCACCCGGGUCGGCGUCUUCCAGGAGCACCUGCUCAGCCUCCUGGAGAGGAAGGGCCAGCUGCCUGGCUUUCGUCUUAUUCUGGGCACCAAGUUUACAGAUGACUUCAUGAGAAAGGUGGUAGUGCCAGACUGGCCCAAAAUCAUUGUAGUGGCUGAUGGCUCCCAUGGGGAGACCUGCUCUGUUCUGGGGCUCAGUCCAGAUUAUGUAGUGGAAUCCUGCAAUGCUUACGGAGCUAACGCCACCAUCACGAGACUGGACCAGAGACAGGUGCCCACACCAGAAAUCCGAGCCCACAACCUCUACCUCGAUCUCUCUGCUUAUGGGAUCGAGUUCACUUCUGCAACAAAGGAAUCCCCAAUCUCGCAUCAGGCAGUCAAACAGCCAGGUUUCCACCUGAAAAUCUACGGAACCUUCCGCCAUCGAUAUAUCGCUUUGGCAUGUCCAGCUUCUGAUUCCAAAGUUGUUAGAUUUCUCCGUCAUACUGUCAGCUCCUCAGUCAUGAAGACCAUCUUCCACCAAGCGUUCAACGCCUACAAGAUGGACAUCGAGCCCCGCGUGAGGGACGCCGCCAUGUCCCGGGUGCAGUGCAGCAGAAGGCUGUUUGAGAUCACGCUGUCCCACCGGCGGGCCACAGCUGCCUACAUCCAGGGCAUAGGCAGGGUAGUCACUGUGGAGGGAGAGGCAGCUCGAGUGCUCAACUUUGACACGGGAUCUGGGGUGAAUCUUGGGCUCCAGGGCCUGGAGUCUUUGGAAGAAUUCAUUGGCAAGAUCGCGACAGCUGUGGAUCAGAGCGACAUCUUGGAAGCUUUGGCUGCCAAAAUAAGACACUCUAAACAGGUGGUUGAAGACUUUAAACAGAAUGGACUCCUCACGACAAUUUUCAAGUGACUGGGGGCGACACGACUGCCCCCCCCAGAGGGUGACUCUUCUCCCUGCAGGGCAGAAAGGAGCUAGGAAUGAAGUUAGGCUGAAAUAGAAUUUCGUGAGUGUUGGCAAGUUAGCAAUUAUACACGAAAGCUACAUCGAAGCUUGGGGCCUUUAUAUAUAAAUUAAACAAGUGAAGUUUCCAAACUCAACGGUCUAAUUUCCAGAAGUCGCUGCAAUAGAUGUGAUGUGCUCAGCAGGGGAGAGUGCCUACCUCUGGCCCAGGAGAAAAUGUGCAUUAUUACUUCUGAGAAUUUUCAGAAUAAAACAGAAUCACUCUCUCCUUCUGAUGCUUCAGGGAAUCAGUUCUUAGCCUAUUAUGGCUGUAAAGGUUUACAAGUUACCCAGUUUAGGGGACCCUAAUCUUUUAGAUUUCAUGCAAUAGAGAAAGGCUUUGGUUUAUCGUUCGUUUUUAUUGUUAUUUGUGCAUUUUUUUUAGUGAGGUACAUAAUACUGAGAUUAUCAACUUUAUAAUUGUGUCACAAAAGGGUGUUUUAAAAAUGAAACAGGCAAACAAAAAAACAUCCUGUUGUCACUAUCUUUUCAUAAAAGAUAAGAUUUUAUUUAUUUUUUGGGGUGAGGAAGAUUUGCCCUGAGCUGACAUCCAUUGCCAAUCUUCCUCUUUUUUUUCUUUGCUUGAGGAAGUCCAGCCUCAAGCCAA
Equus quagga is the source of this 1942-nucleotide messenger RNA. RefSeq lists its product as uncharacterized. The record is from RefSeq and is a predicted model, not a curated record. NCBI's taxonomy places the organism in Eukaryota, Metazoa, Chordata, Mammalia, Perissodactyla, Equidae. The transcript has 5 exons. The coding region runs from base 1 to 1245 and encodes 414 amino acids.